AUGCCGUCGAGGUGGAGGGGUGCUGGGAACACGCCCGGACCCUGGACUUUACGUUUGUGGCACCUCGUGCUGUUCGUCAUGGACAAUUUUUACUUCGCUCUGAGCUCGGAACAGCUGCAGAGCUAUCAGGAACGGGGCUAUCUCUUGAUCCGCGCCUUCUUUAACGCGGAGGAGGCAGCACGACUGCGGCAAUGGGCUCAGGAGAUCCAUGACCUUCCACGCACGGCGGACGUGCCGUGGAUGCCUUAUGAGGAAGUCAACGCGGAGGGCAAGCGCGUGCUGUGUCGGACGGAGAACUUUGCCAACUCCCACACCGGAUUUGACAGCAUCCUAAGGGGCCAGCGCGCCACAAGUGUGCUGCAGCAGCUGGCCGGCGAGGAGAUGCUGCUCUUCAAGGAAAAGAUCAACUACAAGCUGGCAGGCAGCGGAGGCUUUGAUCCGCAUAUCGAUGCCAACGCUUAUACACACGUCAAGAACAUAAAGCACCUGACCAUCCUGGCGGCCGUUGACGAGAUGGGCCCCACCAAUGGCGGGCUGGAAGUGGUGGACGGCAGCCACCGGAUGGAGAUUCCUCUAGGGGGAGAUCGAUGCAUUGAGCCCGCCUGGGUCGAGCAGCACCCGUGGACCCCGUGUGAUCUGCAGUCUGGUGACAUCCUCGUGUUUGGAUCCUACCUGGCGCAUCGCAGUGGCGCCAACACCAGCACGAAAGAUCGCAAGGCCAUCUAUGCGACCUACAACUGUGCCGCCGAGGGCAAUCUGCACGAUCAAUACUAUGCAGAUCGGCGGCAGCUGUGGCCGGCAACCCAUAUGCGAAAGGACGGCGAGUCGUACGAGGAGGGCCGGGUGCGCUACGCCUUUGGCUCCCCCAUGUUGACCGUGGAUGCGAAAUCAGUGGCCGCAGUGUAA
Molecule: messenger RNA, 906 nt
Organism: Penicillium lagena
Lineage: Eukaryota; Fungi; Ascomycota; Eurotiomycetes; Eurotiales; Aspergillaceae
Product: phytanoyl-CoA dioxygenase family protein
Exons: 4
Coding region: 1-906 (301 amino acids)
Source: RefSeq, a predicted model, not a curated record